This is a messenger RNA of Daphnia carinata, 905 nucleotides long. RefSeq lists its product as uncharacterized. NCBI's taxonomy places the organism in Eukaryota, Metazoa, Arthropoda, Branchiopoda, Diplostraca, Daphniidae. The coding region runs from base 31 to 891 and encodes 286 amino acids. The transcript is spliced from 5 exons. The record is from RefSeq and is a predicted model, not a curated record.
UUGCGUUAAGACGAACAUUGUUACCUCCUUAUGACAUCCGAUGGAUAUAAACAUGACUCCGGCAGAUGGCGAUCAUACAGUGGCCACGCGAUCUGCGUUUUGGCCGCACUCGUCGGAUUUGUUUGCGCUGGUUACAAAGCUGGAGGAUACGGUGGCAGCGGAGGACACGGUGGUGGUUACACAGGAGGUAGAGGAUACGGAGGUGGUGGAGGAUACGGAGGUGGUGGAGGAUACGGAGGUAGUGGAGGAUACGGUGGUAGCGGAGGAUACGGUGGUAGCGGAGGAUACGGUGGUAGCGGAGGAUACGGUGGUAGUGGAGGAUAUGUUAGUAGCGGAGGAUACGGUAGUAGUGGAGGAUACGGUGGUAGCGGAGGAUACGGUGGUAGCGGAGGAUACGGAGGAAGCGGCGGACAUGGAGGAAGCGGAGGCUACGGAGGAGCUGGAUAUGGAGGUAGCAGUUAUGGAAGUAGCAGUUACGGCGGGCAAGUCGAAGCUACGGUGCCACUAGUUACAGCAGUAACGGCGGUGGAGGAUACGGGAACAGCGGCCACGGUGCGGGAGGACACGGCCAUGGCGGAGGAGGGUAUGGCAGCAGCAGCUAUAGUGGAGGAGGAUCCGGCAGCAGCAGCUAUGGUGGAGGAGCAGGUUACGGUAGUAGCGGACAUGGUGGAGGAGGUUACGGCUGCAGUAGCCAUGACGGAGGUUACGGAAGCAGUCACGGGGGAGGCCAUAGUGGAGCAGGAUACGGACCUUAUGGUAAAGGUAGUGGAGGCUACGGUCGAUGAUCUCGUCAAAGCAGCGUCCAACUUCUGGAACAGCAUUUACUUUCCUCACUUGUCCUGUUUUCCUGUCAAACAAAAUAAAGAAUUAAGAUGUGCAACAUGUACGUGAAAAAUAAAACUGAU